AUGGCGACUCUGCCGCCCAACUCUCUGCUUGUCCGAUCCCGGCAAACGCGUUCGGGGACAACAACCAAGCCGUCGACCGCACCCAUCGCACCCUCAAUAGCUUCGAAUCCUGUCUCGACUACGCACGUGUCACUGUUUCUCACCAACCUUCGCCUUCUCGAUUUCCCCUCGUACCCCGACUGGCCAGACUUCGAUGCGCAGACGUUCUCCGUUCAGAAGAAGCGCAUUCACUGCGUAGAAUGGACACUUUACCAGCUCUUUGUCCUCUGGGACCCAGAAGAGGCGCGGAAUCCCUUCUUCCCGCCCCGAGACCAUGUCCAAUCACUGAACUUGCGAGCCGCCCUGCUUCGAAGCCUCGACCAGGCAAAGAAGAAUGGAGUCCUCGGACGAGAUGCUGUCGUCCGCAAGACCAUGCUGGAUGAGUGCAAGGGGGAACGACUGGAAGAAGUUCUCGCCGUCCUUUCGUCCGCCGUUCUGAAAAAGAUUGUCGCCCAAGUCUCGGAGGCCGAACGCGAAUAUCCUGCGAUUGCCCAGCAGUUGGCGUUGGAAAAUCGUGGAUACAGCGCUGAGAGGACGGAGCUCAUAACGCUUGCUCUCGCCCAUCGAGCUUCAAUCACCAAUGCGGUGCGACGGAAGGACGAGGCGAGAAAGAAAUACCACGAACUAGCCGAGCUGCUGGACUUGAAAGAAAGAGGAAUCGCGCGAAGAAGAGAAGAGAUCAAGGCAGCCAGUGAGCUUUCAAAGCAUCGAGAUGUCCCAGACGACCUGAAAUUAGAUACCUGGAGAACGGUCCGGAACAAUUGGGCCGGAAACGAGCAGUGGAUGGAGACCCUUCUCUACGGAGAUUCGAAUGCGCGAAAGGAUGGAGUAUUAUCGGCGCCGUUCGACAGAGUCUGGAGACGUCUGCAGUCUGGUCGACUAUCCGACCUGGAAGACCAUGGGAAAGGCCUUUUGGAGCAGCUGGACGGCCGAGUAAGAACACAGCGAGAGAGGCUGGCUCAGUGGCAGCACUUUCAGGCGAAGAUGUUUGGCGAGAGGCGCAGCAUUGCUACAUCUCCAGCUUCACAGCCCAAAAGGCCGAAGCGUGGCAUCGAACUCGGAUUCGACAUUCACGAGAACCUCCAUUUGGGGCAGAUGAACCCUAAAAAGCAGCUUGCCAAGAGGAUCCCACUUCUUACAAGGGACUACACAAGCCUCCUGAAUGAUUGCGAGGCGGAGUUGGCUCAAGUGGGCUCGGCGCCCAUGAUCAAUCUCUCGGACAUGCUGGGACCACCGCGUACCCGCCAACCUGAAAAGCCGGAUGUUAAUGGUGGCACAAGGGAGAGUCUCGGAGAAGAAACUGUUUCGGAGCUCAGCGAGCUGGAGGAUGACUUUCAGGGUCUGAACACUGGACUGCGACGCCUUUCGCUCCACAAUGAUGCACCUCAGUCUGGUAGAUACGACGGUCGCCCGGUUCUCACGCUCUCCAACGAGAAGACAAGACCGGCUGACAUACCGCCCUCUUCACUCAGCCCACCACUACUACCCCCGGAUUCGCACACCGAGCUUUCUAUACCCCCGCCAACUCCUCCUCUCCCAGAGGAGGAGCAGGUCAUCGAUAAACCUCCCACUCGCCAUCCUAGCUCGUCCCCACCGGAAAGAGAACGAAAGGGCUUCAGUGUCACUUUUGAGAGGGAAGACAGCUCACCAGAACCGCCCAAGUCUCCCACACAGGAACUGGCAGACCAAAUCUUGGACGAUAUCGACAACGCGUCGCCGUCGCCCAUGAAACGAUCCAGGCCUCGGCAUACCUUGUCUCUUGCUGAGCGGACGAGGCUCUCCAUGGCACGAUCGUCACGGAGCGCCAGGUAUGAUCAGGACGAAGACGAUGACGAUGACACUUUGAGGCUGCAGCCCUCCCUAGACAGCGUCAAUCGACAAAUGGAGGAUCUUACGAUCAACGUCACCGACGAAGAUGAUCUAGUCUCUCGCACACGAAAGAGCAUGGCGGGCUUUGAAGCCGCUCGCCAAAAGGCCCAGCUAGACAGACAAAGGUCACUGAAAAAGUCGAGGACUCGGGCGCGGGCAGAAAGCCAGAUCUCCGUUGUUGAGGAAGAGACGCUGCAGUUGGAUCCAGACGCGUCCAUCCUUGCUGAAGAGCUGAUGACAGUUGAAGACAUGGAGGCGGUCUUCAGAAGCCGGCCACGGAUCAAGACUAGUCCGGCACCCUCACCCUCCAGGAAACCUCUCUAA
Messenger RNA from Colletotrichum spaethianum, 2232 nucleotides. RefSeq lists its product as uncharacterized. The transcript is spliced from 2 exons. Bases 1 to 2232 code for a protein of 743 amino acids. The record is from RefSeq and is a predicted model, not a curated record. Lineage: Eukaryota; Fungi; Ascomycota; Sordariomycetes; Glomerellales; Glomerellaceae.